This is a messenger RNA of Entrophospora sp. SA101, 738 nucleotides long. Lineage: Eukaryota; Fungi; Glomeromycota; Glomeromycetes; Entrophosporales; Entrophosporaceae. The record is from the annotation of a GenBank genome assembly.
AUGCAUCAAAUACUUAUGGUUUCAUUGUAUUUAUUGAUAGCUCUACUUGUAUCAUCAACAAUUAUGUAUGAUUUUGAGCAUGGAGAGCUCCUCGAACCGACUACUUUGACAUGGUAUCGUUAUAAUGGAAAUGAUACGGAAAUAAGUCCAUUCCAGUCAAUAAUAGGUACCUUUUGGUGGUCAAUAGCCACAUUGACCACAACCGGCUACGGAGAUGCAGUACCUAUCACUGCAUCAGGCAGAAUUAUAGCUGGAGCAACUAUGAUUUGUGGUAUAUUGGUGAUAGCAUUACUAACAUCUAUCAUCGGAUCAAAUUUCGUAUCAGAAUGGGAGAAUCAUAAAAGAGCCAAACUUAAGCAAAGACCAAUCGCUGACAUUCUAAAAGGAGCUGAAAUUAGUAAAAAAAAAAAGAUACGUAUGUUACAAAAACAAAACGGAAUAAUGCUAGAAACAAUAACAGAAAUUCAAGAUAAAUUGCUUGAUUUAAAUCCAUCGUACCCGAAAUGUAAAAACAUUCGUGCCAAAUAUUUUGAGGCAAUGAAAAGAAUAUCUGAAUUGGAGACUGAAUUAGAAAAAUGGAAAAAAACUACUCAUGAUAAUAAUAAUGUUAGUUACAAUUCAGAAAAUUCAAUAAAGAAUAAUAAAGACAAUCAUGUUAAUUUUAGUAACGAUUCAGUGAAAAAAGAUUCAGAUCAGAAUAAAAAUUCAAAUGAAGUUAAAUUAGAAAUUCAUCUAUAA